Neltuma alba is the source of this 610-nucleotide messenger RNA. RefSeq names its product SOSS complex subunit B homolog. Bases 112 to 525 code for a protein of 137 amino acids. NCBI's taxonomy places the organism in Eukaryota, Viridiplantae, Streptophyta, Magnoliopsida, Fabales, Fabaceae. The record is from RefSeq and is a predicted model, not a curated record. Gene Ontology annotation, molecular function: DNA binding. Gene Ontology annotation, biological process: double-strand break repair via homologous recombination; response to ionizing radiation; mitotic G2/M transition checkpoint. Gene Ontology annotation, cellular component: SOSS complex. The transcript has 2 exons.
UCACUUGUUCAGCUGAUUCUAUCACGACCGACGAUUCCCUGCAUCAAGAACUCCUUGGAAACGUCGGAAUCGCGGCGUCGUCGAAGAAGUUCUUGCAGCAAGGAAGCAUUGAUGCUGCUUCUCAAAGAGAUAGUGCCUGCAGCACGGAACAACAUAGAUGCAAAAUGUAUACUUCUGGAGAAAGGAAGGACAACAUUAGAAGGGCAAAAUAAGACAUGCUUGGCACUUGUAGCUGAUGAGACUGCAGCAGUUCACUAUCAGUUCUGGGGCGAUGAGUGUGACGUUUUCGAGCCAGGCGACAUCAUCCAUUUGGCCAAUGGUAUUUUCUCUUACCACCGUAGUAAUCUUGUACUAAGGGCAGGCAAGAGAGGGAAAGUAGAGAAGGUAGGAGAGUUUACUAUGGCCUUUGUUGAGACACCAAACUUGAGUGAGAUUCAUUGGAUUCCUGACCCCACUAAUCCUAAAAAGUAUGUUCAGGAAUAUGUAAUAUCUCCACACUCUCGUGUUUUCCCUCCAAUAACUUAAGUAAUGAGCACUUUUAUUGUCAUGAACUUGUUCUCCACACAGUUCAAACCAAAUCUCUGGGCUGAUAACUUUGCUUUUGCUUUAA